Molecule: messenger RNA, 1581 nt
Organism: Penicillium mononematosum
Lineage: Eukaryota; Fungi; Ascomycota; Eurotiomycetes; Eurotiales; Aspergillaceae
Product: Dyp-type peroxidase
Exons: 8
Coding region: 1-1581 (526 amino acids)
Cellular component (GO): cytosol
Molecular function (GO): heme binding; peroxidase activity
Source: RefSeq, a predicted model, not a curated record
AUGAGUCUUACUUCAGCCAUCAAGGCAAAUAUUCAGGGAGAUGUUUGGCCCGGUCUGCCCAAAAGAUUUCAAACCUUUCUCUUCUUUCGUGUAAAAAACCAGGUUCAUUUCAAGAACCGACUGAAGACAUUUAUUCCCAAGAUCACCACCGGUCAAGAUGCCUGUGAGAUGGGCGAGACCAUCAAGAAGGCAAAGAAGGAAGCCGAACUGGCAAGGAGAUCAGCUAAGCUCCAAGGUCUACCUGGAAUCAACAUUGCCUUUACCUCGACCGGACUUGAAGCACUUGGAGCAUUUGUGAACGUCAACGAUCAGUUUUUCGUCCAAAAAGACAGAAAGCUAUCUACAGUCUUUCAGGACCAACAAAUCCGGGGUGGACUGUUCGAAAAGGGCAUGUAUGCGGACCUUGUGGGCGAGGGGUGGGACAACCCCCAGGAGCUUCGAAAGGAGUACAAGCCCGACGAGCAUAAUCAGAGACUUAUUGAUGGGGUGAUUAUGGUGACUGCAAGCGUGAAACGUGAUUUGGAUACCAAGAUCAGCGAGGUGAAGCAACAUUUCCUGGCAGAGGAGGGAACACCUCCUAACGCAGAGACAUAUGCCCUCAGCAAGGACCCUUCUCUUGAGUUCAACCUGGUAAGACUCGGAAAGGUUCGCCCAGGUGAUAAGAAAGGAAAAGAGCACUUUGGAUUCAAAGAUGGAAUCAGUCAGCCUAUAAUUGAGGGCUGGGAUGAAAGACAACCCGUAGGGAAGGAACCUAAAGCCGUAAAGCCAGGAAUGAUUGUUUGCGGGCACGAGGGCGACAGAAUGAACCAACCAUCAUGGGCCAAAGAUGGCAGUUUCCUUGUUUUCCGGGACCUCCAGCAACUCGUUCCUGAAUUUGAAGAGUACAUGCAGAAGAAGGCCAACGAUUUCCCCUUCACUCAAGACCAUCCCAAGCCAGCCGAAAAGCUUGCUGCAUACUUGAUGGGAAGAUGGAAGAACGGAACUCCUGUGGAUGAGUCUCCUCACAAUGACUCUGACGAAAACCUCUUUUCAUCAAACAAUUUCGAUUACUCGCCCGUCACUGAGCACAAAAGGUGCCCCUUUGCGGCACACACCCGCAAAAUGAGACCUCGAGCUGACUUGGAGCACGACCAUGCUGUUAUUAUCCGUCGUGGUAUUCCGUAUGGCGAGGAAGUCACGGCCGAAGAGAUGACAGAUGGAAAGUCGUCCAAAGAAAAUGAACGUGGGCUUCUGUUCGUCUGCUACCAGAGCGACAUCCGAGAUGGAUUCAAUUUCUUGACUACCCGCUGGGCAAGCAACCACCACUUCCCCGACCGCAAGACUAGUUUCGUUGGGGGUGAAGGUCCGGGUAUUGACGCGUUUGUGGGCCAGAGACUGGACCAUCACCCAGAGCGCUCUAUCGGUCUUCCUGAUGGCAAUGCUGUCACCAAAGCUCGCUUGCAUCUGGAAAGCUGGGUUAUUCAAAGGGGAGGCGACUACUUCUUCGUGCCUUCUAUCUCAACAUUGAAGAACGAGCUCACGGGUCCUGGCAUCUUUGACCAGGAGGAAUUGGCCCGUCUCCGUGAGGAGGAGGACGAAUAA